GGUUUUUUUCCAUCUAUGAUACUCCAUUUGCUGUCUUGCUCUAUUGUUCAUCCUGUCUGUUCUCCUUAAAAACUUUCUUCAGAAAAAAUCAGCAUUCUUUACAGGCUUGAUUCUCCAGCAAUAGACCCAAUUUCCCCUAUCUCCUUGACUCAAAGUCAAUCAAUGCCGCCUUCAUCAUCAUCAAAUGGGAAAGUUGUGAAGGCUGUCGUUGCCACGGCUGCAGCUACUCUAAUCAUUGCUGGAAUUUUCUUCUUCUUCUUCCGAAAAUUCAGAAGGUGCUGCAAGAGAGAUGAACAUGAGUCAAGCUUCCGUAGGGAAGCUGUGGUGAAUCAGGAUCACCAGGAUGAGUUCAAGAAAUGUGGCAAAAGAGUGAAGGGAUGGUUAUAUGAAGAAAAUGGAAGGGAUGUUCUUUACAUGAGGAAACUUGAAGAUGGACAACAUAAGACUACAUUUCCUAAGGUUAUGUUUAAUCCUAGCUUUGAAGAAGAGGAAGAAGAAAAGAGGAUAGAUAAUACAGUUGAGAGAUCAAGAAAAUCUAAACCUCAGGCGUUUCAGCUUCCUGAUGUGCCAUGUGGUAAACAAGAAGAAAAGUCUGUUCAGCCUUUAGAUCCAACCCUCCUUCCACAACCUCUUGCAGUUAGGUCAAGGAAACAAAUGCCAGAACCAACACCUUAUGGAAAGAAAACUCCUGUGGCAACACCUCCACCUCCUCCUCCCCCUCCUCCACCACCAUCAUCACUAACAAUUCUAGCUAACAAGAGCCCACCAUCACCGCCUCUCCCUCCUCCUCCAAUACCAGCGUUGCCACCAAUUCUAGUGAAGAAAAAUCCUUCAACACCAGCCUCACCACCAAAGUCAGGGGGUUCUAUUUCAUUGUUAAGACCCCCACCUCUACCUAGAGUUACAUCAAACAACAGGAUCAGGGCAGGAACAUCAACAGAGGGUCGGAAAGAGACUGGUUUUGGCCGGAUGAAGCUAAAGCCACUGCAUUGGGAUAAAGUUAUGGCUGAUGCUGAUCAUUCAAUGGUUUGGGAUCAGAUAAAAGAUGGAUCCCUCAGAUUUGAUGAUGAAUUAAUUGAAACCCUGUUUGGGUACUCUACUGCCAACCGCAAUUCUCCUCAAAACAACACCAUUUCAGAAACUUCAGGCAGCUCCAACCUUGCCCCUACAGCUCAAGUUUUCAUUCUUGACCCCCGGAAGUCUCAGAACACUGCAAUUGUGUUGAAAUCUCUAGCAAUAUCUAGGAAAGAAAUAAUUGAUGCUCUUCGUGAGGGCCAGGAACUCAGUGCUGAAACUCUUGAGAAGCUAGCAAACAUUGCCCCAACCAAAGAAGAAGAAGCAAAAAUCCUCCAAUUCAACGGCAAUCCAACUAAACUUGCAGAUGCUGAAUCUUUCCUUUAUCAUGUCCUGAAAGCCGUUCCUUCAGCUUUCAUGCGCACCAAUGCUAUGCUUUUCAAGCAGAAUUAUGAGUCAGAGAUUCUUAACCUCAAGGAAUCUGUACAAACACUUGAAUUGGCAUGCAAGGAGUUAAGAAACCAGGGCCUCUUCUUGAAAUUACUGGAGGCUAUCCUAAAGGCUGGCAAUAGGAUGAAUGCGGGAACAGCAAGAGGCAAUGCAAAAGGUUUCAAUCUUAGAGCUCUUCAGAAACUUUCUGAUGUCAAAAGCACUGAUGGAAAGACAACUCUUCUUCACUUCGUUGUGGAACAAGUUGUGCGGUCAGAAGGCAGACGCCAAGCAGUUGCCCAGAACCACAGCCUUGGAAGAUCCAACAGUCAAAAUGGCAAUAGCAAUUUGAGUUCUUCAGAUAGCCAGACAACAGAAGAAAAAGAAAAAGAAUAUCUAAUGCUAGGAUUACCAGCACUGGGAGCCUUGAGCAAUGAAUUCUCCAAUGUGAAGACCGCAGCCACCAUAGAGUAUGAGAGUUUCAUCAAUGCUUGCUACACCCUAACAACCCAAGUUGCAGAAAUUAGGCAACUUUUGACAUGCCGUGAUAAUGAUGAGAUGACUAGAUUUGUAAGAGAAAUGAAAGAAUUUUUAGAGGAGUGCAGUGAGGAACUUGGGGUGGUGAGAGGGGAACAAAUAAGGGUUAUGCAGCUUGUGAAGAGGACUACAGAAUAUUACCAGGCAGGAGCCUCCAAAGAGAAGGAAACACAUCCACUUCAGCUGUUCGUCAUUGUGAAAGAUUUCCUGGACAUGGUUGAUCGAGUACGUGCAGACAUUACUCGGAAGCUUCAAAGGAAGAGUGUAACACAAGGUGGAGGAUCAUCACCACCAUCUUCACCAUCAAAACUAAGUCCCCUGCGAGCAAGGAACUUCCGUUUUCAUUUCAUGUCAGACCUAUCUGCAACAGCAUCUUCUAGUGAAUCAGAUGAUGAUUUCUAAGGAGAAUCGCUACUACGAUUCAGAUAGCAGAUAUAUAUAUAUAUAUGUAGUAAUUUGGAGAGUUAGUUCCUAUAUAACAAAGUCUGCAAUUAACA
Rubroshorea leprosula is the source of this 2477-nucleotide messenger RNA. The record is from the annotation of a GenBank genome assembly. NCBI's taxonomy places the organism in Eukaryota, Viridiplantae, Streptophyta, Magnoliopsida, Malvales, Dipterocarpaceae.